GAGACUUAGUUGGCCCGCGGGAGGCGUGAGGGCGGGGCGGGCUGGACGGCAGUAUAUAAGCCCGCCACACCGAGGCAGCAGCAUGCACUCGCUCCCGCAGACACCCCAUCACAACAUGAAGUUCCUGCUCGCCCUCCUGGUGGUGGCCUCCGCGGCGGCCGUAGCGCUGGCCGGCUAUGGUGGUUAUGGCGGUUAUGGCGGCUAUGGAGGAGGUCAUGGUGGUGGCUACGGUGGCGGCUAUGGAUAUGGCGGUGGCCACGGUGGAGGCCACGGCGGUGGCUACGGGCAUGGCGGCUACGGCGUGGGCGGCGUCUCCAACAACGUCUUCAACCUGUACCGCGGCUACGGUGGCUAUGGAUAUGGUGGCGGCCAUGGCGGUGGUUAUGGCGGCGGUUAUGGUGGAGGCUAUGGCGGCGGAUACGGCGGCGGCUAUGGUGGAGGCUAUGGUGGCGGCUAUGGCGGUGGAUAUGGGUACGGAAAGUAAGCAGGAGAAUGACGCGGGAACCUCGACAGAGGAGCAACGAGAACCGAGCCAGUGUGUUGUACAUAGAAAUGCACCGAAUAAACGAGAAACAAUGA
This is a messenger RNA of Portunus trituberculatus (swimming crab), 579 nucleotides long. Its product is annotated as glycine-rich cell wall structural protein 1.8-like. Bases 83 to 484 code for a protein of 133 amino acids. The transcript has 2 exons. The record is from RefSeq and is a predicted model, not a curated record. Lineage: Eukaryota; Metazoa; Arthropoda; Malacostraca; Decapoda; Portunidae.